AUGUCUAGACCUAUUGCUGAUGAUAUUCCAAAGGAAAAAAAGUCAAUCCCGCGGUUUGCCAGCUUCAAACCUCCUCCAGCUCCUCCGCCGCAAGCUGAUCGGCCUCCCGAACGCCGCAGUCGCGAGAUCGCCCACCGCGAUGAAAGGUCCAGCCAACGUUCAAGGCACAGAAGCCAUCGCGAUCGCUCUCGAUCCAGGGAGCGACGGAAAGGACGUCGGGAAUAUCGUCAUUCGCAUAGGAGGGAUGUCCGUCUCAGCAGGGAAAUUACCCCCGAACCAUUGCCGGUGCCGAAGGCUGCCGUGAGGGAGUUGAAGGAUGCAGCAUCGGAUUUAUAUGUCGUGGACCUCAAAGGUGACAGGCAUAACCUAUUCUAUGGCACACUACAUCGAUACAGUGUUCCCAAGUACCACCGGGUGGGUCGAGGGAACGUGCUUGGGCUUCCUCGAAGCUACAAAAUCGACCGAGAUACAGCAGAAGGGGACGCUCUUGUCCUGAGGAAGGACGCUUGGCGUACAGAUGCAACGAGGUCCAAAGCGAAGAGUGUACUGUCAGGAUUGGGUAAACAGAAAACCAAGCUUCUGCGCGUGCGACAACAGUCUACUUCGGAUGCGGCAGUCGAAGCCUCAAGAGACUUCCUGCCGUUCCCCACGUCUGCAAGGCAAAAGUUCAGAGCAAACUUAGGAGAGUACGACUCAGAUAACGAGAAACAUGGUUACCGUUCGAUUCAUGGGAAAGCCAAGCCUGAGGAUGACCUUCCUAGCGAUUUGGAGGUAGUGUCAGAUACGGACUCGGAGGAUGAAGCCCAUCGCGUUGACCCUGAUGAGGAAAUCAGGAAACUUAACGCAGAAUUGUCUCGAAAUGCUGAACGAAAUCCCUCCGAUAUCGACGCAUGGCUCCGGCUCAUCGAUCACCAGGAUUCGCUUCUCAGGGGCGCUGGGAAAGAAUCUCGCUCUUUGACCUACGCAGAAAGGAAGAGCUUGGCGGAUAUCAAAGUCUCCCUAUACGAAAAGACAUUGAAGAGAGCAGGGCAGAGUCCAGCUAAAGAUCGCCUCUUAAUAGGUUUGCUGGAAGAAGGCGCAAAGCUGUGGGAUACCAAGAAGCUUUCAGCCCAAUGGCAGGCCGUAUUGAAGUCGAAUUCCCAAUUUGUCAGUCUCUGGGUUAGGUAUCUCGAUUUUCGACAAACCGAAUUUCUUGAUUUCACCUAUGAAAGAUGUAUGGCUACUUUCAUUGAUUGUCUGAGAUUGAACAGGUCUAGUCCCGAGGGCGCUGAGAAGGUUCAAGUUCACAACUACCUCUUUCUACGCUUAACACUGUUCAUUCGAGAAUCAGGGUUUUCAGAACAUGCUGUUGGUCUCUGGCAAGCUAUCCUGGAAUGGACUUUCUUUCAGCCGGAAUUUGAUCUGAGCAACGACCAAAACAAAGCACUGUCGGCCUUCAUUGAAUUUUGGGAGUCAGAAGUCGCUCGCAUUGGAGAGGUUGGUGCAAAGGGCUGGAAAAGUGGGAGCAGUAGCUCUAUAGAGCCCAGGGAGUUUACCGCAGUAAACCGCAUUAACCUGAAAUCUAUAUUUGCAUCGUGGGUAACAUGCGAAAGAGAACGAGUCCUCAAUGCUCGAGUACCUGCCCGUAGCUUGGAUGAAUCAGACGACAACGACCCUUAUCGUGUGGUAAUUUCAUCUGAUCUUCAAGACUACCUAUCCCUUUUCUGGGGAUUCGACUCUGGCGAUGUGCUGAUCGACAGCUUCUUGUAUUUCUGCCACCUUCCUCCUUUGACUUCUCCCGAAAAUGCGGAGACGACAAGUCGCUGGGCCGGGGAUGCCUUCUUGAGCAAUGACUUGAUGGGCAAUCCAGACGCUGCACUCGAUGACUGGCUUCCAAAUAUGGAUUCAAGAUCAGAGGAAACUUCUGCGCUCUCUCCAACCUCUUUCCCUCUUCAGAAUUACAUUCAUACGUUGGAUACCUAUUUCGCGGAUUCCCAAUCAUGGUUCUCAUCUUUCAAACCGUGGAUUAAAGCCACCUUGCAUGGUCGAUCUGAAAUCGACAACGACUGGGUUCGGAGAACGCUCCGGUUAUUAGUCGAGGCAAACCCGGCGAACGAAGACCUCGCCGAGUACACACUUGCCGUGGAAUUUGCGUGCAAUGGCAAGGAGGCCAGGAAAUAUGCCAAGUCAUUGCUUAAGAAAAGAUCAACGAGUUUGCGACUUUACAAUUCUUACGCAUUGAUAGAACGCCGCUCUGGAAAUCAUACGGCCGCUGAUCAUGUCUGGGCGACUUCUCUUUCCAUGAGCCAGACCUUUGCAGACCGCGACAGGACGGGCAGUGGUCUUCUCUGGCGUACAUGGAUCUGGGAAGCAUUGGAAACUCGAGACAUGGCUCGGGCGUGCCGCCUCCUGAUCUCUAUACCUCAGCACAGUGUUGACCUCAAGUCUUUCCCCGAAGCCUCAACUCAAACAGCUUUCAGUCCAACUAACUUGCUCAAGAUACGCAGUUUUUUGACAGAAGCCCAAGAGAACACGCUAGCUACUAGAAAACCGAAAGUGUUCGUGGCAUACACAGACUGUCUAGCUCUAGUCUCGUAUCUUUCAAACUCCCUGGAUUUGAACAAGGCUCUCGACACGUAUGCUACAGCAAUCAGCAGAUUAUCCUCACUACCUGUGAACGCUCAAUCUUUCAAGCCCUUUACUUUGGAGCUUUUACACCAAGCCCGAUCAAAACUAAUCUACUACCACAUCCAAACAAGUGGUGUGUACAAGCCAUAUCACAUUCGCACUCUCCUGGCAGAAAGCAUAUCCCUAUUUCCCCAUAACACCAUAUUUCUCUCCUUAUUCGCCUGGAACGAAUCUCGAUUCCGCAUCGAAGAACGCGUCAGGGACGUCAUCAGAGACAUAACCACUCAAACUCCUUCCCGAAACGAUCACCAAAAGGUCCCAGUCACCUCACACCUUUUUUCAAUCUACACCGAACUGACCCGCCCCGUCUACGCCGGCUCAACCCUCCACUCCGUCCGCGCCGCCUUCGAAAAAGCAAUCGGCUCACCGACUCCCUCAUCCUCCUCAUCCACCCAAGCCAGCCGCACAACCAACGACAACUCAACAGCCCACUCCAACCUCUCCCUCUGGAAACUCUACAUCCUCUUCGAGCUCUCCCGAAACGACAUCCAACGCGCCAAGGACGUUUUCUACCGCGGCAUGCGCGCCUGUCCCUGGUCCAAGGAACUCAUCAUGCUCGCAUUUACCCAUCUCCGUGCUGACAUCGUGCGCGAUCGAUACGGCGGCGACGUUCCAAGGAAGGGCGACGGAAUGGGCUUUGAUGAACUGCGUCGUGUGUAUAAUGUUUUGGUGGAGAAGGAGUUGAGAGUCCAUGUGGAUAUUGAGAAUGAGUUGGAUGAAAUGGUGGCUAAUAUGCAAGUUACUACUACUUCGUCGGGGAUACCGAUUCAUAUGCCUGAUGAUGCGGAGAGUGAGGAUGAAAAGAUGCGUUGA
Molecule: messenger RNA, 3480 nt
Organism: Aspergillus wentii DTO 134E9
Lineage: Eukaryota; Fungi; Ascomycota; Eurotiomycetes; Eurotiales; Aspergillaceae
Exons: 2
Coding region: 1-3480 (1159 amino acids)
Biological process (GO): regulatory ncRNA-mediated post-transcriptional gene silencing; negative regulation of RNA catabolic process
Cellular component (GO): catalytic step 2 spliceosome
Source: RefSeq, a predicted model, not a curated record